Messenger RNA from Hyla sarda, 2424 nucleotides. It is a transcript of the gene ACD, whose product is annotated as ACD shelterin complex subunit and telomerase recruitment factor. Gene Ontology annotation, cellular component: telomerase holoenzyme complex; chromosome, telomeric region; shelterin complex. The transcript has 14 exons. Gene Ontology annotation, molecular function: telomeric repeat DNA binding. Bases 183 to 2165 code for a protein of 660 amino acids. Gene Ontology annotation, biological process: telomere maintenance via telomerase; telomere capping. Lineage: Eukaryota; Metazoa; Chordata; Amphibia; Anura; Hylidae. The record is from RefSeq and is a predicted model, not a curated record.
CUCGGCCUGUGACUGGAUGAGGGGCGCGCGGCUCCGCACAUGGAGAACCGCAGGGAGCAGCCAUUGCAUCAUAUACUGCGGGGCUCCCAGUGUGGCAGCAGCGGCUGCAUGGUGGGAGAUGUAGUUUAGCAAGUUCUGGAGGGACACAGUUUGAGAACCACUGAUGUCAUUGAACAGCAGAUAUGGCCGGAUAUCAUUCUUUCAUUGGUUACCCCUGGAUCAUUGACUGUCUUGUUAAAUAUCAACAUGCGGGAGCUAAGCAAAGACCUGUUCCUGGUCAAGUGAUUGAGUUUCUGAGGAUCCCAGAUCAUUCAGUAAGUUCAGAAGACUGCCAGUAUCCAGAAGCUGUUGUCAAUAUUUCUGAUCAGAAGUACUACAUCAGAGCUGUCAUCACAAAGGAGGCGCAGCAGAUGCUGGAAAGUGAAGAUGAACACUUUACAUUAGUAGAUAUCAAGAACAAGAUCAUCAUUCUGAAAAAAUUCUCUGUAUGUUUCGCUGUAGUUGAAGAUCUGAGUAGAUGUGAAUUUUACCUAACUGUUGAGCAUUUCAGUGUGCUGCCCAUGGAGACCAACACCGUAGAUUUACUCAACUGCAACGUAGAGCCAGGAGUGAGGAUGAAGAUCAAGGAAUUGUGGCAGGACUACAUGACGGAACUGGAAAUGAAUAAAUCUUCGCAUGACAUGAACUUAUCAGAUGUGUCUCUUACCCAGCUUCUGAUGGUUGCAAGUGAAGAGAAAUUCAGUGCUUUAAAAUCCAUUGCUGAACAAUGUCUGGAGCUGAACCCAUUAGUUACCCAGCAUAAUUCACCACAGGAUCAAACUUUUUGGAGCACAGAGAGAAGAAAUCAGGAGAAUACCGAAAGAUUUGUUAUCCCUGUAGAUUUGCUUCUUAUUCCCCCACAUGAGGAAGCAAUUCUGGAACAGAUAACUGAGUUCAGGUAUGAAGGUCAGUGCAUCGGUGAAAUUGCAGAUUCUUCUGAAGGAGAUAGUUCUUCACAACCGUACUGUACAGCGUUAUCUACACUUUCUGAGGACCCUAUAGAUGAAGGGCCAAGUAAAUCUGGAAACCCCUGGAACAAGCUACCGUCUCUUUGCGUUAGUGUUGCAACAAGUUCUGAUUCCCAGCCAAAGCGUUCACCUUCUGUGAAUGAGGUUGGAUCAGAUCCAGAUAGUAGCACUCCCGAUAUAUUCAAAGGUGAUUCAGAUGUAUCUCUGGCUGACUCCUCUUUUGGCAAGAGUGAGAUUUCCCCCUUGAUGUUUUUAGAAAAUUCUUCCAAUCCACAGCAGCCUUGUACCGGUAUACCUGAGACGGACAGCACCCGUAGCAACACUGGUUUAAACUACAGACAAGAAAAAAGUUCAGACAGCCCUGCUGCCACACUUGGCCUCAUACCUCUAACUCAAAACUCACCCCACAGAAGUCUGUCGGGGACCAGUAAAGUUCUGAUAAGUCCAAUAAAGUUUCAGAUAAGUCAGGUUGAUUCCGAAUUGAAAAGAAGUCCGGAAAAUAAAGGAGAACUUUUCUCACUAUGUGAUAAGAGCAACAGAAAGAACUCCCCUUCCACCCCACAAACAAGGAAAGCCACAAAGAGGAAGCCAACUUCAGAAGAUGUGGAGAGCACACUCUCAGACUUGGAGCAACAGGAACCUGAAUGUGUAGAAAUACCAGACUCUGCAUCUUCUAGCGAAGAAUCUAACAAAGUGUCUGAUCAUAAUAAUGUGCUUCAGACUGGAGUCCGUAGGCAAAUCUGGGAAAGGGAAGCAGAAGGCCCUGUUUUAGAAAUUGAAAAAAAUACCAGAAAGACUGAACAGUAUAUUAAAACGCAUGUGAAACAAAGUCGGAAAGGUCCCCAAAACAGAACACAAGCACAUAAACCCAGUUUACAGUUUGUGGUCAAUCCAAAAAUCCUCACAACAAAGGUCUCUGCAAAUGGGCCUACACCAAGCAAAGUCUGCAUACAGGAAGCACCCGCUAAUGCCACUCCGAGACAGCCAUCUUUCCAGGCUAAAGAGAAGCUGGUCCACCUUGAUGGAACUCCCUUUCAGUAUAAGUACAAGUCUCCAUCUGAAGAGCUCUGUGCCCAUGUAAAAGCUAUACAGAUUCCAGCAGAGCUGUGUGAUUGGGCUGUAAAGAUCUUGUCAGAACAUCAAGAAAAACAUCUGUAAAUGGCUUUUACUUUACUUAAGUAAUAAUAUCGCCAGUAAACAAUAACCUGAUAGAUCAAUCAUUCACUUUCUUGACACUGGUUUCCACCGCUGCUAUUGUUUUGCUUCUAGAUAUUACUCAUGUGAGACAAGCGAAGAAUCUGCAGCUUUUACAUUCAGUUUUUUGUCAUUUCAGAAAAUUCAAAUCUAUAUUUUUAUACAAACAGAACCUGAUACAUCUAAAACUAUAUUUAAUAAAAUAUUACAACUAAUGACAAAA